AUGUUCGACGAACUCAUGCUGUGGGCAAAGAUGCCUAUUCCCUGGGAUAUUCCAGAUCCAUCGACCACCAAGCAGCUCCCACUCUCUCAACUCAAGGAGUGUGGUCUCCGCUAUGGCUUCCACGCAGAGCCCCCCUUUGAGGACCACGCGUACGUCGACUGUCCACUCCGCGCCUCUAAGUUCCCCAAGCCCGGAGAGUUCGAUCAACGCCUCCUGGGUUUCCUUGGCCAGCAGUCCAUUAUCACCGACGAGGAAAACGACGACAAGGUGUUUGGGUAUCCAGGUUGUCCUUUCACCGCGACUUAUGGACAAGACGCCAUGCCCCCCGUCUACGAGAUUGUCGCCCAUCUCGAGGGUUGCAACCGCUCUCUGUCACAGCCAUACGUCCAAGAAUUCUUCAUGUUAUGA
Serendipita indica DSM 11827 is the source of this 408-nucleotide messenger RNA. Lineage: Eukaryota; Fungi; Basidiomycota; Agaricomycetes; Sebacinales; Serendipitaceae. The record is from the annotation of a GenBank genome assembly.